GAACACUUCGGUCUCCUCUUUCCUGAGGAAAGUCUUGCUUGUACGUCAUAUAAGUCACGAGAACUGAACUGCCCGCUUCAUUGUUUCACCAUACGAAGAACUUAACGUAUACCAUUCUCUCAUGAUGCAGAUACUUUAACUAACAUUCCACAAACUAUAAUAUAUAAAAUCUUUAGAUCGUCACUUACUCUUGCUCUCAUAAGAUAAGCAUUAGUUUUUGUAGACUAACUUUGGAAUAGAAAUGGGUAUGUUCCCCAGAUUUGGUGGCUGGAUCAAUCAGAAUAUUCAAGAACCCCUUAAGGCGUCGACCAAGAGAUCUGAGAAGGGUAAAUCUAGUUCGUUUUCAGAAAAAGAUAGGUAUCUUCAGGGACCAUGGUAUUGGAAUCCUGCUAUAACCCCUAAAGAGAAGGCUGAAUCCAUGGAAAUAGACCAUGUUAAAUCUAUGCCACUGUAUGCUACCGAUCCUAAGUACUAUGACUUGGAUGAACUGGUGAGGCAAGUAAGACUUUGGAUGUCUGAAAAUAAAAAACAUCAGUGGCACGAUGAACCUGCUAAAGUGAAGGUGAAAACAAAAGAGGGCAUUUGCCAUUUAAACAUAAAUUUCACAUUGGGAUGGCCUCCUCAAGCAGUCUUCGAGAUGUUCACUGAUCCAAGAAACAUGGGAUUUUUCCACUCAAUGGGAAAGUACAAGGACCAUUUUCGCACACGUUUGGACACAAUAGCAACAAAGGUUAUAAAGAAGGAUGGACCAAGGCAGAUUACGGAAGUGGAAAAAGUUUUGAGAUGGAAGAUACUUGGGUAUAAUGGGACUAUCCCAAUACAUGUAAUCAUCGAUGAAAACCAUCAAAAAGUUACAGCAACAUAUAAGAAAGUGAAAGUGAAGCACAUGAAAGUGUUCGAGGGUAGCUGGAAAAUGGAGCCACUGUACGUAGAUCAAGAACGGUUGUGCAAGUCUAGGUCGCGGAUUAGUGAAGAAGAGUACAAAAAAUGUAGCAGCGGUAAAGGAAGGAUUGGGUCAAAGGUGACAAUGGAGCACAUAUUUCAGCCAUCUUCUCUUCUUAAUAUACCACCAGUUUCUUGGUUCAUCCGAGGGGUCGCCAUCAAAUUCACUAAGGCUUUGCUCCAAGAUCUUAGAGAAUAUGUAAUCAUGAUAAACAAAAGUACAGUACUAGGAUCUUAAUUUACCAAAAAAGGUUCAGAGCACGCUUGAAGCGUUUAUACACCAAAAUAAACGGUCAUGAUCAUAUUAAAGCUUUUGAAAAUCAAACUAUAACAAUUUGUUAAACUUCUUUAUGAUUGAGACCUAACAAAAAUCGUUUAAUUGACUUAUCUUUUAAUAUAUAACUAGUAUGCACGGAUCUAUUUUCUGUA
This is a messenger RNA of Brassica rapa (field mustard), 1371 nucleotides long. RefSeq lists its product as uncharacterized. NCBI's taxonomy places the organism in Eukaryota, Viridiplantae, Streptophyta, Magnoliopsida, Brassicales, Brassicaceae. The record is from RefSeq and is a predicted model, not a curated record.